AUGACAAUGGCAUACAAAAAUGUGAUUCAUGGCUUACAAAAGGACGAAGGUACCAAGGAGAAUCUCUUUGCUUUGGUGUUCGAGCAAGGAAUGAGCACAAACGCGGCUUCUAUUAAGCUUGCUAUUCCUCGUAGUACUGCUUAUAGCUGGGUAAAGAAAGAGAAGGAACAACGAAGUGCCGCUAUCGAGGCCAGCGAAAUAGCCAGACAAACUGCUCAAGCAGCUGCCGCAGAAAAUCUUAAGGUGAAUCUUUUCGCUUUGGUGUUUGAACAAGGCAUGAGCACAAAUGCAGCAGCUUUUGGACUUGGUAUACCUCCCAGUACCGCUUAUAGUUGGAUAAAUAAAGAAAAGGAACGACGCGAUUUUACGGGUGAAGCUUCCAGUAAAACUGCCCGGGAAAUUUCCAAAGAGGAUCUCAAGGAGAAUCUUUUUGCUAUGGUGUUUGAUCAGGGACUGAGUACGAAUGCAUCAGCCAUUCAACUUGGUAUGCCUCCCAGCACCGCCUAUAACUGGAUAAAGAAAGAAAAGGAGCGACGAGAUAUCACUGGCGAGGCUUCCAGCAAAACUGCUCAGGAAAUUUCCAAAGACGAUCUCAAGAAGAAUCUUUUUGCCUUGGUGUUUGAGCAGGGAAUGAGCACAAAUGCAUCGGCCAUACAGCUUGGUAUGCCUCCAAGUACCGCAUAUAACUGGAUAAAUCAAGAAAGAGAACGACAAAGUGUCACUGCUGAGGUUACCAAGGAAACUGUUCAAGAAACUGUCAAGGAAACCUUAAAAGACAAUGCUGAGGAAACUGUCCAUGAAACGGCUCGAGAAAUCUCUAAAGAAACCUCCGUUGAAACCUCCGUUGAAACCUCCGUCGAAUCAGAAGAAGCCUCAACCAAGGAUGCUGAUUCCGUUUACCGUGUAACAUUUAAACUUUAA
This is a messenger RNA of Mucor mucedo, 921 nucleotides long. RefSeq lists its product as uncharacterized. The transcript has 3 exons. Lineage: Eukaryota; Fungi; Mucoromycota; Mucoromycetes; Mucorales; Mucoraceae. The coding region runs from base 1 to 921 and encodes 306 amino acids. The record is from RefSeq and is a predicted model, not a curated record.